CCAUCUUCCCUUUUCAAACAGCAGCAAUCGUUUGAUUGAAUACCCUUAUCGGCUCACAACAUCGACGACUGUCUCUCGACUACGUGUGAUCCGCCCGUGUGUCCCGGUUUUAUCUUCCUUGAAUCCCGUCGCGUUAUCCCGUUGAUCCAUCAUGACCGGCCGAGGCGGUGGAGCUGCUCGCAAGACCUUGCUUGCCCCCAUUCACUUCAUCUUCAAGCUCCUCCAGCAAAGAUCGACGGUGUCUGUGUGGCUUUAUGAACAGUUGGCGUUCCGGAUAGAGGGCAAGAUUCGGGGAUUUGAUGAGUUCAUGAAUUUGGUGAUUGACGAUGCGGUCGAGGUCCGACUAGCUACGAAGACGGAGGAGGAGAAGCGCCGACCGCUCGGCCAGAUUUUGCUCAAGGGUGACAACGUGUCGCUGAUCCAGGCGGUUUGAUAUCGAUAUACGAAAAGAACGACAGACCAACACGGGCGGAAAGGAAAAUUGCUACCAAUGGGCGGGAAAUGAAUGGAAAUGGUCAUCGUGUUCAUGCGAUCGCUUGUUAAUCAUCACUAUUUACGAAUUGCCGCUGGAGGGCGUUUAAUUGCACUGUUCACAUAUAUUUCAGAUCCUUGACGCGAAAGAGACGGUUUUUAGGGCAGCGGAUUUUCUUCUUGUUGGUUUUCAGUGUUGUUGGCGCACCAGGCAGCGAUCGUCGCCCACGAGGAUGAUGUCUACCGGCCAGUCAUGCUGUGCCACGGGGAUUUCUUCAGACGGGGAAAGCAGCUGCUCCCUGAGAGCGAGGGCGACCAAUGAAGGCAUUUCUGGCGUCG
Messenger RNA from Aspergillus candidus, 810 nucleotides. Its product is annotated as small nuclear ribonucleoprotein E. NCBI's taxonomy places the organism in Eukaryota, Fungi, Ascomycota, Eurotiomycetes, Eurotiales, Aspergillaceae. Gene Ontology annotation, molecular function: RNA binding. Bases 152 to 433 code for a protein of 93 amino acids. Gene Ontology annotation, biological process: mRNA splicing, via spliceosome; spliceosomal snRNP assembly. The transcript has 4 exons. The record is from RefSeq and is a predicted model, not a curated record. Gene Ontology annotation, cellular component: U5 snRNP; precatalytic spliceosome; U1 snRNP.